This is a messenger RNA of Cordyceps fumosorosea ARSEF 2679, 1044 nucleotides long. Its product is annotated as GET complex, subunit GET2. The record is from RefSeq and is a predicted model, not a curated record. The transcript is spliced from 2 exons. Gene Ontology annotation, biological process: retrograde vesicle-mediated transport, Golgi to endoplasmic reticulum. Lineage: Eukaryota; Fungi; Ascomycota; Sordariomycetes; Hypocreales; Cordycipitaceae. Bases 1 to 1044 code for a protein of 347 amino acids.
AUGACGGAGGGUGUGUCGUCCUCGAGCGAUGCCGCCGCCGAGCGAGCUGCCGAGCAGGCCCGACUGCGGAAGGAGCGUCGCGAGGCAAAGAUCAAGGCUGGCGGCUCCUCACGCCUGAACAAGAUUACAGGAAUCGGCGGCCGUAUAGUAGGGGACAACGACCAGGCGGUGCCAGAAGCUCCCACAGACACGACGACGACGACGGCGGCGGCGGAGGCGGCAACGCCUAAGCCUGCCGCGGUCGAGGACCCUGACGAGGUGGAUAUUUCCGAGCACUACUACUCGCCCGGGGCCGCGCGCCUCCUGGCCCAGCAGCAGCAGCGCGCCGGUGCGAUGCCCUCGCCUGCGGCGACCGGCGACUUCCCGCUGCCCCCUGACGGCAUGACGGAGGAGCAGCACGCGCAGCUGCGGCAGCUGAUGCUGGGCGGUGGGCAGCCACCGGCCGGUGUCGGUGAGGAGGACCCGCUCAUGAAGAUGAUGUCGCAGAUGAUGGGCGGUGCCGGGGGCGCUGGCGGAGGCUUCCCGGGCAUGCCAGGAGGCGCCGACGCCACCUCGCCCUUUGCCAGCAUGAUGGGCGGCGCGCAGCAGCAGCCCGCGGCGGCCGCCGCAACGGACGUCUACGGCACCGUGUGGCGCAUCGUGCACGCGCUGCUUGCGCUGGGCCUGGGCCUGUACGUCGUGCUCGCGACGCCGUUUGACGGGACCCUGUCGCAGCGGCAGCUGGCUUUUAAGCUCGAGCAGCAGCCCGGCGGCGCUGACGACGAUGUCGGUGCGUCUUCGUCGCUCGACGGGGCCAGGAACAACUUCUUCUGGGCAUUUGCGACGGCCGAGGCGGUGCUUCUCACGACCAAGUUCUUCCUCGACAAGGGCCGCGCGCCGCCGCCCGGGUUCCUGUGGUCGGUCGCGGGCCAGCUGCCGGCGCCGUGGCGCGGCUACGUGGUCAACGUGAUGCGCUAUGGCCAGAUCUUCACGACGGUCCGGACGGACAUUUUGCUGUGCGCGUUCGUGCUGGGCGUGUGCGCGUGGUGGAAGGGGCAGCUGUGA